UAUUCAUGAAUAUGUUAGUGAACUUGAUAUUCAUGAAUAUGUUCUUAAAAUGUUCUGAAGAUUCUGAUUCUAUUUUAUACUAAGUCUGGCUGCUGCACAGUGCUUGUCAAUGAUGCAAAACUCUGACCCGAUAUCAAAUGGAAUUCCCCUAAAAUGUUCUGAGUGGGGCAUAUAACCCACUAGACCUGGGUUAAGAAUCACCACUCUUAAGACCCUUCUUUGCCCCUGAUCUAAGAAACCCUUUUCCAGCCUCUCUCAUUCAGAGUAUAACAUGGCGAAACCCCAGUUUUCUAUCUGAUACAGGAAUCACCUCCUUCUUUUGUCAUGAAGAUUAGCCCCCAAGACUGAGGAGAAAACAGGUUAGGGAGAUGAGACAGAAAAUUCCCUCCAAUGGCUAUCACGUGACUUGGUAUGGGGGGCCAGUGUUGUGGUAAGGAAAAAGCAAGGCAGUUUUUACACUAGGUUUAUCAGCUGUGCAUCUUCCACUGACAUUCGGCCAAGGAACCUAUCUGAACGUUGAACCACGAAGUCAGCCUAAUUCCAAACCAUCCGUUUUUGUCAUGAAAAAUGGAACAAAUGUUGCUUGUCUUGUGAAGGAUUUCUACCCUAAAGAUAUAAAAAUAAGUCUGGAAUCAUCCAAGAAAAUAACAGAAUAUGACCCUGCUAUCGUGGUCUCUCCCACUGGGAAGUACAGUGCCGUCAAGCUUGGUCAGUAUGGAGAUCCAGAUGCAGUCACAUGUUCAGUUCAACACGACCAAAAAACCUUGCACUCUGCUGACUUCGAACCAAAGAAAAAUUCUUCAGAGACUCCAAAACCAAAGGAAUCUGAAAAUGUUAAGCAAACUUCGGAGAUCUGCUAUGAGCCCCAAGUUCAAGCCUGGAAGGUGAAUAUGAUGUCUGUCACAGUGCUUGGGUUCCGAAUGCUGUUUGCCAAGAGCGUUGCCGUCAAUUUUCUCUUGACUGCCAAGUUAUUUUUCUUUUAAGGUAAGACCUAGUUGUUCCUUAUUCCUACCUCCACCUAAACCAUGCUGCACAUGGAGAAAGGAGCUUAGGAAUGAUGAGAAGUGUUGGGAAAGGAAAAGCACAUUGAGAUACAUUAUGAUGCAAUAUAUGUGGGCCUUUCACAUACUCAGCAUAACACCCCAUCUCCUAUUAGCAUUUUAUUUCAAGCCAGACUCAAAACUCGUGUAGUAGAAUGUAAUACCAGCCAAUAAUGCCCACUUCCACCCAGGAGCUUUAAAAAAAAAAAUGAAGCUAAAUAAGGAGAAAUCAUUUUCUUGUUUCAUUAAUUUGUUUAUUUGGCCAAGGACCAUGGGCCUUUGGUCCCGUUUUGAAAGGCCAUCAGUAAAGCUUCACCUGAAGAAUAUUCAGGAGGAGCAGAACCUGUCUUUACCCAGACAAAGGGGAUGCUAGCUCUCAAUCCUUAAUCAUAGAACUCGAUGUACAGACCAGCCUAUCUUGGGGAUGAACCUACACUUCCACUCUCAGUGAGCAGCUAGCUCACUACUAGCCACUUGGGAUGCACAUGAAAUAGAGGUGGAAAUGUUAAUUAUUUGCCUGCUUCUUGCAUUCUCUCUUUUUGUCAUCUUAGACAUGAAAUUGAACUAGGGCCUUGGUUUGCCCAUGAAGCUCCUUCUCCAAUACCUCCAAAUACCCCUCAGUCUAGCCCCUGAUCUAAGAAUAGGUUGAUCCAACCUAACCUACAAGCACCCCCAGUCAUUCCCCAGUGGGUGAAUGUUUUCCACCAGUCCCAAGGACACAGGCUGAAUGUUUGCAUAAAAAGAGCACUACCCUAGGAAUCAGAAGAGCUAAGUUUUAUUCCUGACUUUGUCACUAACUCACUGUGUUACCUUAGCCAGGUUGCUUUACCUCUCUGGGUCUGGGCUAUCACAUCUGUAAAACAAAGACUAAAGAAGAGCAGAUGGGUUUUAUGAUUUGCAUCAACAUUGAUAAACUGAUAGUGAUUAGCUGAAGUAUCACCAUGCCUAGAAGGGGAAGUGUGCUGGGAUAGAUUAGUGAUGUCUGCACUGGUACAGCCACAGCAAGCACUGGCCAUACCCAGACUACAGGACUGCUAGGAUUCCUUCCAACACUGAUGGUCUGUGAUGCUAUAACAGCUCUGACCAUUUUCCUUCAUUUGCAGGCUGACUGGCAUGAGAAGCCUACACUCCCUGAAAGAAACCAAAAGCGUACAGAGCUGUUUCCUCUUAGGCUUUCAACGUCUUGGUGAUUCAAGUUGAACCAUCCCAGCCUUGUUUAAAUGGCUGCUACCCAAACCUGUUUUCCUUUAAAGGCAGCAAACCCAGCUUAUCCUUCAGCCUGGUGGAAAGACAGAAGUUCUGGGCAAUGAGGGCCUAUGGUCCCAAAUGCUUUAUGUGCUGCUUUAUAAAGGGAUAUAGAGAUAUGAAGGUAUAUAGGAUUCAUUUUUUUUUCCUUCCUAAGGCUGAUAUACUUUGAAAAUGGUGUUUUGUUCCUUUGACAUCUUUGCCUCCAGAAAUAGAAGCUAUUGCAUUCCCAGCUCCAUUCUCCAAGAGGGAAAUAGAUCCUGGAGAAAGAAGGGCAGAUGUCCUUUCACCUAAACAUAAAAGGCUCUGCUAACCCAGCACAAGAUUUGCCCCAAACUAAUGUUUUCUUCCACAAAGGUAUCUUCUGCUUUUCCUAGUACUUCACAGACAGAACUACAUUUGACUUCCCUAAUACUCUGUGCAGGCAUGAGCUUUCUAAAAUCUCAUUUAAAUACUCUCAGAGCUCUUAGCAGAGAUCAGGGUAAGAUGCAGAGGAAAUGUGCUUCUCUCUAUUAAUUGAUUUAACAAACAGGGAUUACUCCAGGUUUUAGGCACCAUGCUGAGGGUGCAAAAAUGAGUAAUACAUGGGAAUUGCUUUAAAGCAACUGACUGUGCAAGUAUUUUUGGAGGAAGGGACAGAAAUGAGACCCUGUGAUUUCCCCCAUAAAAAGUGUCUUUACCACCCCUUGCCUGCCCAUCUGUGCACAGGGCAUUUGAGGGUUUUGGAUCUUGGGUGUUGAUAGUUUUCUGCCAUUCUUCUCUGUCUCUGUUGCAUUGAUUAAAGUGCAUUGUGGGUGCCUUG
Molecule: messenger RNA, 3087 nt
Organism: Sus scrofa (pig)
Lineage: Eukaryota; Metazoa; Chordata; Mammalia; Artiodactyla; Suidae
Source: RefSeq, a predicted model, not a curated record